AUGGAUUACCUUCUGAUGGAUAAACGUGGGAAACACCCUACGGCGAUUGGGCGUCAUUACUCUUUCAAACUUCAACUUGAUCAUCAAUGCCCCAAGUUCCCUUCACAUCAAGACAGCGACACUCUCAUCAAGGCUAAGGUGGUGCUCACAACCAGUCUAUUCCACGAUGCGAACUUGAACUAUGCCGAUGUCGGUCAACUGUUGUCUGUAUGGCAGGAUGAAGGUCUCUUCUCAACGAUUGCUCGAUGUUGUCCUACCUGCCUCUCCACCUUUAAUCAGCUAAACUCUCAAAGGGGACGAGAACCAUCGGAAGAUAAUGAAGUUACUCAUAUUGAGAUUGAUCCCUCCUCUGAUGUCCCUCGCUUCUAUCAACGGUCUCGCUUAGAUUUUACCUCCAAUCCAAUGAAUAUUUACUUUCACCUUUCAGGUGUUGCAGGACUUACCAAGGACGACCAAGAGAAAUUCAUGGGCGACAUGCAGUGGCCUGAAUCAAUUACUAUCAACAAAGUUGAAUAUCAGAUAGUCUCGCGAGGGUUCUGGGGUCACAAUCACUAUUGGGCCAAGGUUGUCAGACAUGUCGACGGCGCACGGGGUGUUUGGUUCUAUGACGAUCGCCGGGACGACGGGCGGGCCCAGCUGCUGGGUCGAGAGCUCAGCCGUCAACCAAAGGCCAUUGAUCGUGACAUAGCCAGGAUCAUUCAAAAGAAUCCGGAUUCUUUCGGCGAUGUACCUUUUGUUUCUGCCGCAGUCGUAGACGGGGAUGAUGAUCAUCAGAUUGAAGUAUCACAGGUGGCUGAGGUUCCACCUGUGGAACCAACAUCCGGCAACUUUCUCACCGGUGCCGAAAUGGCCAGCGACGCAAGGCAGGUCUUUGCGUCCACAUGUCCUCCAGUGGUCGGUGUGCCCAUUGGGGAAGUUAGUCUACAUGCCCCUUCCCGUGCGUUAUUGCAAGGAUCCAAACCAAAACAUGUUUCCAAUGGAGCUGAUGCCGAUGAACGGGAUAUUCUGGCGAAGGAAGCCUUUAAGCAUUUCCCAUCAUCAACGAAAGUCGACGAGGCGCCAAAAACUCACAACAAGCAGUUAGAUCCGGUAAAAGAUUCUGUUACCCUCCGCCUUUGGAUUAAACGUCCAGCCCCCGAUUCCAGCCCUAUCAAGUCUCUGUCUCCAUCGCCUCAGAAAGAGCUGGUGAAUAGGAAAACCUCAAGGGGCAAGAAAGGCCUAGGUAAACAAGCUCCCCCAAUGCUGGAACUAGGUGUCGUGGUCAAAAAAGAGCCUGGGUUAAAGGAGGAGUCUAAUAAGGCUAAGGCCAAGGGUAAAAAGAAAAAGUAUUAG
Melampsora larici-populina 98AG31 is the source of this 1332-nucleotide messenger RNA. RefSeq lists its product as uncharacterized. The transcript is spliced from 4 exons. The record is from RefSeq and is a predicted model, not a curated record. Lineage: Eukaryota; Fungi; Basidiomycota; Pucciniomycetes; Pucciniales; Melampsoraceae. Bases 1 to 1332 code for a protein of 443 amino acids.